UUCUAUUCGCGGAAUUGUAUUGAAAACAAAUAAACGUGACAGAUAUCGAAAAAACUUAAAAAACUCUUGUUUCCUAUAAAUGCCUCUAGAGUAUUAUUGCAAAGAAGAAGGCGUAAAAUGAGUCAUGUGAUUGAUAUAUAAAAGUAGCGGAAUCAGAGCAAAACUUAUAUUCAGGAACAGACAGCGAGUAAAGUCAUUCAAAAACCAGACGAUUGUGACGUUAUUAGGAAUCAUAUUUUUUCCAAUAUCUAGGAUACAGUCAGAUGACUAAAGAGAAGAAAAUGACAAACAAAACCCGUAUUGAACUAUCACAUGGAGAACAAGAUUGGACAGAAGUCAGGGAAAGCUUCGUUCGAGCUUUUCAUCAUUAUUCUCUGUAUAAAUACUUAAUACCAAACGAACAAACGAGACCAAAAUUUUUAAGAAAAUAUUUAGAAGCAAUAUAUGAUGUCACUAUACGUAAUGGAAACUCUAUUCUUUUAGUAGGAAGAACAGCUGAGGAUAACACAAUUAUCGGAGGAGCUAUGGUUGUUCCUCCAGCUAAAGAUUAUGGAGGAUGGGAAUGUGAAAAAGCUGAUAAUUUUUACGAAGCUUAUGAAAAAUAUAAAUUGAGAGAAAUCGACCAUGAAGCAUUUGAAAGAAUGGAAAAAUAUGAAGAAUGGGAAUAUGAAAAUAUAUCAAAGCACGUUUGUUCAACUAAAGUACCGUUAUGGAAUGGAAUAUUUUGUGCGGUUGAUCCCAAGUAUGCAGGGAAGGGACGUGGAAGUCUAAGUUAUAGUGAAUGUCUGAACAUAAUAAAUAAUAUUCGAAAAAACAAAUCCUGCAAAGAAAAAGAAUUUAGGAAAAGUCGAGUCAAAUCAGAAGAACAUUUACAUGGCAUCGUCCAAAAACUUCGCAAGUUUUAUGAGAACCAAACUGAUUCAGAAAAAUUGAUUAAUCCUGUAGAAUAUUUAACAACCUCUCGUUCGUCAACUACCCGAAAUCUUCCAGUUCACAUCGGAACAAAUAGAGAUAAAAAUGGUCCAAUACAUGGAGAUGAAAAAUUUAAAAAAACUUCAAAAAAAUCAAUGAGAUCCAUGAUAUUCAUGAUCAGUCACAGUCGACAAGCAGUUCAUUUUCAUCAAAAGAAUGGAUUUCAAUCAAUUGUAGAUAUUCCGUAUUACGAAGAGCCUGUGCUUGGGAUUGGCGAUUCACCAUUCAAUGUUAAUGUACUGUUAAUGGAUCCCCUCGAAACCGGAGGAAUCGCUAAAAUUAGUCACGCACUUUCGCAUUGUGGUCGCAUAUCGACCAACCAUGGAUCUGAACAGUCGUACUUGAAGCGCAUCAGGGGAUUUUAUAAUUUAGCGGAGAAAUGCACAUUAUAAAUAAAUGUAUCAAAACAUCCAUUCCACAUAUAUCCUACAUCACCUUUUAAUGUCUGCAACUUUAAUAUAAUUUUUUAUGAUAUCUAUUUUGUAGUUUAACGAUAUUUAUUUAACAUAAAAUUAUUUCGUAGUUUUAUUUUGUGAACAUUUCUAAUUUAUAUUUGC
Messenger RNA from Styela clava, 1529 nucleotides. RefSeq lists its product as uncharacterized. The record is from RefSeq and is a predicted model, not a curated record. NCBI's taxonomy places the organism in Eukaryota, Metazoa, Chordata, Ascidiacea, Stolidobranchia, Styelidae.